UUAAUAACUCUGGAAGGGGCUGGAGAGGGGUGGGGAAGAGCGAGCUAGGUUAGUCAAGGAGAGUUCUGUGGAAAAACUGAGACCUGAGCACAUGGGGCAGAAGGGACAUUGGACAGGGUUCCAACAAGUAGAAGGGUCUCAGCAAAGCUGCAGAGAAGGUAUAGAUACUCCCAGGGUUGAGGACAGUAAAUGGAAACCUCACUGAGAGGCAGGAGCUGGAAGGUGUUGGCAGCCUAAGUUAGUUUUAAGGAAGAUAAACAGUGCCUGUUUUGUUGCCAUUAGCCAUCCCUGAUAAUCAGAGGUGUGUGUAAUGUCACUUUGAGAAUGGGCUAGUGCCCCUCGGGGACUUAAACUUCUCCCACUGGAGAUGAAUCUCCCCAAAGCUCCAGUGAGGGUGGAAAAAAGAUCCACAGGAGGAAAUCCUGGAGUCUUGGACUGCGACUGGUUUUUGCUUUCACUGCUGUGAAAACAGCUCAGUGGGCAAGUGGUCUAUCAGGUAAAAUGUCGGUUCCAGGACCUUACCAGGCAGCCGCUGGGCCUUCCUCGGUGCCGACCGCGCCCCCGUCCUAUGAAGAGACGGUGGCCGUCAACAAUUACUACCCCACGCCUCCAGCACCCGUGCCUGGGCCAACUACGGGGCUCAUGACAGGCCCGGAUGGGAAGGGCAUGAAUCCUCCUUCGUAUUACACCCAGCCGGUGCCGGUCCCCAAUGCCAAUGCAAUCGCUGUGCAGACGGUCUACGUGCAGCAGCCCGUCUCCUUUUUCGACCACCCUGUGCAGAUGUGCUGUCCUUCCUGCAACAAGAUGAUCGUGACUCAGCUGUCCUACAACGCCGGUGCCCUCACCUGGCUGUCCUGCGGGAGCCUGUGCCUGCUGGGGUGCGUAGCGGGCUGCUGCUUCAUCCCCUUCUGCGUGGACGCGCUGCAGGACGUGGACCACUACUGUCCCAACUGCAAAGCUCUCCUGGGCACCUACAAGCGUUUGUAGGACUCAGCCGGACGUGGAGGGAGCUGGGUGCUGCAGGAAUUCCCUUCUGACUCUCGUCCAGCCCCGCCCGUGGUGGAGGUUCUGCUCCGGUUGUCUCAGCUCUCCAGGGGGCCCACCUUCAUGUCUUCUUUUGGGGGGAAAAAUGUCACAAAACUAACAAACCUCCAAACCCCAGAAA
This is a messenger RNA of Lemur catta (Ring-tailed lemur), 1165 nucleotides long. It is a transcript of the gene LITAF, whose product is annotated as lipopolysaccharide induced TNF factor. Gene Ontology annotation, biological process: regulation of cytokine production. Gene Ontology annotation, molecular function: zinc ion binding. The coding region runs from base 502 to 987 and encodes 161 amino acids. The transcript is spliced from 4 exons. Lineage: Eukaryota; Metazoa; Chordata; Mammalia; Primates; Lemuridae. The record is from RefSeq and is a predicted model, not a curated record.